AUGCCUUCUCACAGGGACUCGUGGUCCUACCAUGUCGUUUCCUCUUCGACCAGGCCACCUCUGGUUAUCAUCGACGCCGUCCCCCGUCAGAUAUCUCAACGGCGCCUGCCCGAGUCGGCUUUUCGGUCGAGGACCUUUGUCCUGCCGCCAGCACCAUGUCCGCCCUACCUCUCUCUACCAUGCUCCCCAAGGUCUUCUAUAGACCCGUUUAUGCUACAGCUUUCCCAAUCCAGCAUCGACUCCCUGUUUCCCAUAAACCUUCUUCCCCCGUCGCCCUUUCUCCUCUCAUCAUAUCAGCACCAGCUCCUCACCGAUGUCAUCCCCGCCCAUACCACCGUCAAUGUAGACAACUGCUCGUCGUCGUUGUUUGAAGUCAUGCUAGGCUCUUCGGCACUGACAACAGCAGAGUUCGCGACCUUUCUCAACUUCCUUGCCCGUUCGAAGAUCAGCCGCGAGAGCUACGCUGGUGGCGCUGCCUAUUUGGGAUUUUGCCCCCCGACUGGAACCGGGGCAACGGAUCUCUUACUUGGGAAUACCGUUCUUUGGACGUUACAUCCGAACCCCCGUGACGUCUGGACGGCCACCGUCGACACCCCCCUUCCUACAGCUAGCCAUUUGGGGCAACAAUGA
Mycena indigotica is the source of this 630-nucleotide messenger RNA. RefSeq lists its product as uncharacterized. Bases 1 to 630 code for a protein of 209 amino acids. The record is from RefSeq and is a predicted model, not a curated record. The transcript is spliced from 6 exons. Lineage: Eukaryota; Fungi; Basidiomycota; Agaricomycetes; Agaricales; Mycenaceae.